Messenger RNA from Zea mays, 1119 nucleotides. Its product is annotated as Tetratricopeptide repeat (TPR)-like superfamily protein. Lineage: Eukaryota; Viridiplantae; Streptophyta; Magnoliopsida; Poales; Poaceae. Gene Ontology annotation, biological process: post-translational protein targeting to endoplasmic reticulum membrane. Gene Ontology annotation, molecular function: molecular adaptor activity; protein binding. Gene Ontology annotation, cellular component: membrane; TRC complex. Bases 19 to 984 code for a protein of 321 amino acids. The record is from RefSeq and is marked provisional. The transcript has 5 exons.
CCAGACCUCCACCUCUCUAUGGCGCGCCUGCUCCUCUUCCCAUCCCAAGCGUGCGUCGAUCCUGGCCGCCACCUCCUCCUCCACCCGCCGGUCUCCAGGCCCCGUGCUGUCCGGUCUGGGCCUCCUCCCGCCGCGCCACGCCGCACCGGGGUCGUCUCUCUUCCCGGCCGUUGCCCACCGCCCCUUUGCUGGAACCACCAUCCAUUUCUUCCUUGCAGAUCAUCAAAGAGAGGAUGGGUCGUUUUUGCUUCAGAAAACGUACAAGAAAUUUCUUCUCACCUUCCUCGCAAGGAUGAAAGGAGAAGUGGGAAUUUGCUUCUGCGAUUCAGUGCACUCCCAUAUUGCACUAUGGCUUGGUUGAGCACUGCUCAAUUAGCACAAUCUAGUGUUGGGGAAAAGCUAAAUAUGGUUUAUGAGGUCGGGGAGCUGUUUGAGCUGGGAAUUCAGCUGUCUUAUCUGCUCAUACUUAUUGGACUGCUUGGAGCUGGUACAUUUUUUGUUAUCCGUCAGGUUCUUGUUCGUAGGGAGCUUGAUCUUUCUGCCAAAGAGUUGCAAGAACAAGUGAGAAGCGGUGAUGCAAGUGCUACUGAGUAUUUUGAGCUUGGAGCAGUCAUGCUACGGAGAAAAUUUUAUCCAGCUGCUAUCAAAUAUCUGCAGCAAGCAAUUGACAAAUGGGACAGAGACGAGCAAGAUCUUGCGCAGGUCUACAAUGCCCUGGGGGUCAGCUACAAGCGAGAGAACAAACUUGACAAGGCGAUUCAGCAGUUUCAGAAGGCCGUGGAGCUCCAGCCAGGCUAUGUGACAGCUUGGAACAACCUGGGUGACGCAUAUGAGCAGCAGAAGGACCUGAAAUCGGCUCUCAAGGCCUUCGAGGAGGUCCUCCUCUUUGAUCCCAACAACAAGGUUGCAAGGCCACGCGUCGAUGACCUCAGGCCGCGCGUGAGCAUGUACAAGGGUGUGCCUGUAAAAUCCGAAAAGCGAUAGCUAUUCUUUUUUGGUGGUAAAUCAUGCAUCUGUCUAGUCCCCAGAAUAGCGGUUGUUUAUUUUUGAACGGUAGCAUUUGUAAACAUGAUGAGAUGUGUAGUAGCAUUGGAAAGGUCCCUGAAAAAGGGCGGAUGC